CUUCAUUAUUAACUAAAACUCCAUAAAUCUGCAAUUUGAAGGAAAAAUAUAAAUUACAAAAUAAAUAAAACCCAACUUUUCUUUGCUUAUAGCAGGGUUUAUAUAACUUUUUCUCUCUCUUCUUUGUCUCUCUUCUUGAGUAAUUAAUUUGGGAGAAGAUUUAAGCUUUUUGGGUCCAGCAUUUUAUUCAAGUAUUUGGGUUUAAUUGUUUUUGGAUUUUUUUUUUUUAAUAAACAGUGAAAGAAAUUAUUUUUAAUUGAAGGAUAGUUUGGAGUUGCAGCAAACAGAGUUUGGAGCAAUUGGGUUGAUUUGAUUUGGGCAUUUUUGAAGAAAAAAGGAGGAAUUUUUGAAGUUUUGAUUUGGGUUUUAUUGGGGAAAAAAUUGGAAAUUUGGAGUUUAAAUGAAGUGGGAUUGAUUGGUAGGAGGAAGAAAAAGAAACCCAGAUCGAGAAGCAACUAGGGGACUUCGAUCCGAAUUAAAGCAAAAUGGCUGCUUCAGUCAGUUUAGCUGUCGGAUCUCUUGUUUGGAUUGAGGACCCUGAUGUUGUCUGGAUAGAUGGCGAAGUAGUUGAGAUUAAUGGUGAAAAUUUAAAGGUCCUUUGUACUUCAGGAAAAACGGUUGUAGUUCACGCUUCAAAUGUUUACCCUAAGGACCCAGAAGCCCCUUCAUGUGGAGUAGAUGACAUGACAAAGCUGGCUUAUUUACAUGAACCAGGGGUAUUGCAGAAUUUGAAAUCUAGAUAUGACAUCAAUGAAAUAUAUACUUAUACUGGGAACAUUUUGAUAGCUGUAAAUCCUUUCAGAAAACUGCCUCACUUGUAUGACAUACAUAUGAUGGAACAAUACAAGGGGGCAAGUUUUGGUGAGCUAAGUCCACAUCCUUUUGCGAUUGCAGACGCUUCCUACAGGCUUAUGAUGAAGGAGGGAAUCAGCCAGUCAAUUUUAGUGAGUGGGGAAAGUGGGGCAGGUAAAACAGAAAGUACAAAAUUGCUUAUGCGUUAUCUUGCUUAUAUGGGGGGUCGAGUUGCUGCAUCUGAGGGAAGAAGUAUUGAACAGAAAGUUCUGGAGUCUAAUCCUGUUCUGGAGGCAUUUGGCAAUGCCAAAACUGUCAGAAAUAACAACUCCAGUCGCUUUGGGAAGUUUGUGGAGCUCCAAUUUGACCAGAAAGGAAGGAUUUCUGGAGCAGCAAUAAGAACAUAUUUGUUGGAAAGAUCUCGUGUGUGUCAAGUAUCUGAUCCUGAGAGAAAUUAUCAUUGUUUCUACAUGCUCUGUGCCGCACCAACAGAGGUUGUUCAAAAAUACAAGCUGGGAGAUCCGAAAACAUUUCAUUAUCUGAAUCAAACGAAUUGUAUCAAGUUGGAGGGGGUUGAUGAUGGCGAAGAAUACCUUGCAACCAGAAGAGCUAUGGAUGUGGUUGGGCUUAGUCCUGAUGAGCAGGAUGGAAUCUUUCGGGUUGUGGCAGCAAUUCUUCAUUUAGGAAACAUUGAAUUUGCAAAGGGGAAGGAAAUGGAUUCAUCUGAGCCCAAAGAUGAGAAGUCCCGGUUCCAUCUGCAAACGGCUGCUGAGCUUUUCAUGUGUGAUCCAAAAGCACUUGAAGAUUCUCUUUGUAAACGCAUAAUGGUUACUCGUGAUGAAACCAUUACCAAAUCUUUGGAUCCAGAGUCUGCUGCCCUUAGUAGAGAUGCCUUGGCUAAAAUUGUAUACUCUAGGCUGUUUGACUGGCUUGUCGAUAAUAUUAACACAUCAAUUGGUCAAGAUUCUAAUUCAAAGUUCAUAAUUGGAGUGCUGGACAUCUAUGGAUUUGAGAGUUUCAAGACAAACAGUUUUGAGCAAUUUUGCAUUAAUCUAACCAAUGAGAAGCUUCAGCAACAUUUUAACCAGCAUGUCUUCAAGAUGGAACAGGAGGAAUAUGAAAAAGAAGAAAUAAAUUGGAGCUACAUUGAAUUCAUUGAUAAUCAAGAUGUUCUGGAUCUCAUUGAAAAGAAACCUGGUGGAAUCAUUUCUCUUCUGGAUGAAGCUUGUAUGUUCCCAAGAUCUACGCAUGAAACAUUUGCCCAAAAGCUGUACCAGACGUUCAAAAACCAUAAGCGUUUCAGCAAGCCUAAAUUAGCUCGUAGUGAUUUCACUAUCUGCCAUUAUGCUGGUGAUGUUACCUAUCAAACUGAACUGUUCCUGGAUAAGAACAAAGACUAUGUUGUUGCUGAACACCAAGCACUUCUAAGUGCUUCCAGAUGUUCCUUUGUAGCAGAUUUAUUUCCUCCUUUACCUGAAGAGUCUUCUAAGUCAUCAAAGUUUUCAUCAAUAGGUACCCGCUUUAAGCAACAAUUGGUUUCACUUCUUGAGACGCUGAGUGCAACUGAACCACAUUACAUUCGCUGUGUGAAGCCAAACAAUCUUCUUAAGCCAGCAAUUUUUGAGAAUCAGAAUGUCCUUCAACAAUUACGCUGUGGGGGGGUCUUGGAGGCUAUUAGGAUAAGCAUGGCUGGGUACCCCACUAGAAAACCAUUUUUUGAGUUUCUAGAUCGGUUUGGAAUUCUUGCACCAGAAGUCUUAGAUGGAAGUUCUGAUGAAGUCACAGCAUGUAAGCGGCUUCUUGAGAAAGUGGGACUUGAAGGCUACCAGAUAGGUAAGACAAAGGUUUUCCUCAGGGCUGGUCAGAUGGCUGAUUUAGAUGCUCGAAGAAGCGAGGUGUUGGGACGAUCAGCAAGUAUCAUCCAGAGAAAGAUCCGUUCUUAUCUGGCCCGCAGAAGCUUUAUCUUGCUCCGUCGUUCAGCAGUACAUGUACAAGCUUUAUGUAGAGGACAACUUGCUCGUCAUGUGUAUGAGGGCAUGAGGCAAGAAGCUGCAUCCUUGAGAAUACAAACAGCUUUGCGGAUGCAUCUUGCACGAAAAGCAUACAGGGAAGUUUACUGUUCUGCUGUCGCCAUCCAAAGUGGUAUGCGUGGUAUGGCUUCUCGUGAUGAAAUCCGCUUCAGAAGACAGACUAGAGCUGCCAUAUUUAUUCAGAGUCACUGUCGCAAAUUCUUGGCUCGCACACGGUUCUUAAGAUUGAAGAAAGCGGUCAUCAGCACCCAAUGUGCAUGGAGAUGCAAAGUUGCUCGUUCUGAAUUGCGAAAACUCAAGAUGGCUGCACGGGAGACAGGUGCUCUUCAAGCUGCCAAAAAUAAAUUGGAAAAGCAGGUUGAGGAGCUUACUUGGCGCUUACAACUGGAGAAACGCAUGCGAUCUGAUCUGGAAGAGGCAAAAACACAAGAGAAUGCAAAACUAAAGACCGCGUUGCAGGAGAUGGAGCUUCAUUUUAAAGAAACUAAGGAGUUGCUCGCAAAGGAGUGUGAGGUUGCUAAGAAAGUAAUUGAACAUGUACCUGUUGUACAGGAGGUGCCAGUUGUUGACAGUGUUAUUGUGGAGAAGCUUACUGCUGAAAAUGAGAAUCUAAAGGCCUUAGUUAGUUCGCUGGAGCUGAAAAUUGAUGAAACAGAGAAGAAAUUUGUAGAAACUAGUAAACUCAGCGAAGAACGACUGAAACAGGCACUUGAUGCAGAAUCAAGAAUGAUAAAGCUGAAGACAGACAUGCAAAGACUUGAAGAGAAAAUUUUUGACAUGGAAUCUGAAAAUAAGGUCCUUCGACAACAAUCAUUGUUAUCUGCACCUGUAAACUUAAGUUCAGGAAGUACUCCAAUAGCUGUGACUCCGAAAUUGCCAAAUGGUCACAUAGUCAAUGAAGAUUCCAGAGUCAAUGAACCACAAAGUGUAACUCCUGUCAAAAAAUUAGAUUUUGAAUCUGAACAGAAGUUUGGACGAUCUCAGCUUGAGCGUCAACAAGAGAAUGUUGAUGCUCUAAUACAUUGUGUGACAAAAAAUAUUGGCUUCAAUCAAGGAAAGCCUGUGGCUGCAUUUACAAUUUACAAGUGUCUCCUCCAUUGGAAAUCAUUUGAAGCAGAGAGGACUAGUGUGUUUGACCGCCUUAUUCAGAUGUUUGGUUCUGCCAUUGAGAAUCAAGAUGAUAAUAAUGAGCAUCUGGCUUACUGGCUAUCAAAUACAUCGGCUUUGUUAUUCCUUUUGCAACGGAGCCUCAAAGCAUCUGGGGGUGCAGCGCAGCGCAAACCUCCGGUCCCUACAUCUCUCUUUGGGAGAAUGACUAUGGGUUUCCGCUCCUCUCCUUCCUCCUCUACUCUUGCUGCAGCUGCAGCUCUUGAUACUGUACGCCAAGUGGAAGCCAAAUAUCCGGCUUUGCUUUUCAAGCAGCAGCUUACUGCGUAUGUGGAGAAAAUUUAUGGCAUUAUUCGUGACAACUUGAAGAGGGAGCUGUCAUCAUUACUUUCCUUGUGUAUCCAGGCGCCAAGAACAUCCAAGGGAGGUUCCUUAAGGUCAGGCCGAUCAUUUAGUAAAGAGUCUGCCACAAGUCACUGGCAGGGUAUUAUUGACAGUCUUAACUCACUUCUCAAAAUGCUGAAAGAAAAUUAUGUGCCUCCAGUUCUCUGUCAGAAAAUCUUCACACAGAUAUUCUCAUAUAUCAAUGUACAACUCUUCAACAGUCUGUUACUGCGUCGUGAGUGCUGUACUUUUAGUAAUGGAGAAUAUGUGAAAUCUGGGUUAGCUGAGUUAGAACUCUGGUGUGCCCAAGCAAAAGAAGAGUAUGCAGGUUCAUCCUGGGAUGAACUCAAGCACAUAAGACAAGCUGUCGGGUUCCUGGUUAUACAUCAAAAGUACAGAAUAUCUUAUGACGAAAUUACUAACGAUCUCUGCCCUGUAUUGAGUGUCCAGCAACUGUACAGAAUAUGUACCUUGUAUUGGGAUGACAACUAUAAUACUCGAAGUGUAUCUCCUGAUGUUAUUGGAAGCAUGAGAGUCCUAAUGACUGAGGACUCCAACAGUGCCAAUAGCAAUUCCUUUUUGUUAGAUGAUAGUUCCAGCAUUCCAUUCUCAGUUGAUGACAUUUCCGGUUCAAUGCAUUCAAAAGACUUUGUUGAUGUAAGACCAGCUGAGGAGCUUCUUGAGAACCUCGAGUUCCAGUUUUUACAUGAAUGAGUUACAGAAACUCAUGACUCGAGAACAUUCCUUUUUUCCAUCCCUCUUGGCGCCUAAGGUGACGGUGCAAUUAUUUUAUUUAUUUGUUUGAAGUCUCCUCACGCGUGGUGUUAGAUUUAGUUUAUUCUUUCACACCCAUCAUAUAUAUGUAAAUUUCUCAUAUAGUGUAGGAAGGGUUGAAACUUGAAGUUAUAAAUUUUCUCCUUUUUUUUUGUAUUGCCAAUAUUGGCUUAUUUUUCAUACAUAUUUUUUUUUACAAGUUUCUUCAAUUCAUUUCUUCGCCUCCCAAUAUUUAUUAGUACCGGGGGCAAGGUUGUUUUGUUAUUUUGCUCAUGUUAAUUAGGGUGAGAGGUUGUUGAAGAGUGUAGUCUCUAAAUUUUCUUUUUUGUACAAAGAAACAAUGCUUAUAUCGAAAAUAUGCAAUUGUAAUGACAAUUAAUCAGCUAUGGAAUAUGUAUUUUAUUA
Messenger RNA from Chenopodium quinoa (quinoa), 5492 nucleotides. Its product is annotated as myosin-6-like. The record is from RefSeq and is a predicted model, not a curated record. Gene Ontology annotation, cellular component: actin cytoskeleton; myosin complex; cytoplasm. The coding region runs from base 486 to 5027 and encodes 1513 amino acids. Gene Ontology annotation, biological process: actin filament organization; vesicle transport along actin filament. Lineage: Eukaryota; Viridiplantae; Streptophyta; Magnoliopsida; Caryophyllales; Amaranthaceae. Gene Ontology annotation, molecular function: actin filament binding; microfilament motor activity; ATP binding. The transcript has 39 exons.